AUGAUAUUACAAAGUUUAUUUAUUACAAUUUUAAUAUCAAUAAUAAAUGCACAAUAUCCAGUACCUAUACCACCAGGUGGUCGAAUGGCAGUACAUGGUUGGCUUAUUUUACCUUGGGAUACAAAUGUAACGGAUGGUCCUAUUCAAGGAUGGUUUUCUCAUCAUGUUCCAGAAUUUUGGACUGAUUCUCCUCAUAAUUUUCAAAUAAUUCUUAACGGUUUAUUAACUCCAUUAUCUUGUUUCAAUACCGAAUCAACUCCUAAACCUAUACCAAUUCCAUAUCCUCCGCAAGAUAAUCUAAUUCAAUAUGAAUAUACAAUAACACCUCCUCCACAAUUUUCAUUAAAUGAUCUUUUAUUAGAACGAUUAACUGAAUUAAAAGGUGUUAUUUACAAUGGUUCAUUUGAUACAUCUUAUCAACGCAUUCCAUUAGCUUUAGGUACAUUAACUGUUCGAGAAUUAACAACAGCUGUUUAUUUAAAUGAAUCAAAAGUAAUUCCAUCAUAUCCCGAAUUACGUUAUCUUUCUUAUCCACGUGAUAUGUCACCUUCAGCUGAUACAAAACCAUUUCAACAUAUGUAUUUUGCACAUGAAAUUCAUUCCGUACCUGAUUUUGAUCAUAUUAUUCACGGAAGUAUUGAUAUAGCAAAAUGUCAUUGUGAUAUAAACUUUCCUCUUCUAUGUAAUACUAAAAGACUUUUACAAGAAAUUCGUACACCUGGUAUUGAAUGGGCAUUUCCAACUCUAACAAAUGAUUUAGAAAAUCGUUUACUACCACCAAUGGUUAUCAAAGGUCGAGUAACUAGUGGACCUGUUCUUUGUCCAAUAACUAUUCUCGAAUCAAUACAUUGUACGAUUGGACCAGAUUUUAAUAAAAAUUGUUAG
Molecule: messenger RNA, 885 nt
Organism: Adineta steineri
Lineage: Eukaryota; Metazoa; Rotifera; Eurotatoria; Adinetida; Adinetidae
Source: the annotation of a GenBank genome assembly